Rhagoletis pomonella (apple maggot) is the source of this 769-nucleotide messenger RNA. RefSeq names its product nucleoplasmin-like protein. Gene Ontology annotation, molecular function: RNA binding; histone binding; chromatin binding. Gene Ontology annotation, biological process: chromatin remodeling. The transcript has 3 exons. NCBI's taxonomy places the organism in Eukaryota, Metazoa, Arthropoda, Insecta, Diptera, Tephritidae. Gene Ontology annotation, cellular component: nucleolus; nucleoplasm; cytoplasm. Bases 121 to 597 code for a protein of 158 amino acids. The record is from RefSeq and is a predicted model, not a curated record.
GCUCUCUUUGUACAGUUUUCCGUGAGUGGUUGCUGACCGUACUUAGUUUGGCACGUGUAGUUUCAACGAAACUAAAAUAUUUAUUUUGCAUUAAUAAAUCUUUAAAAUCCUACAUUAGAAAUGGAGCGGGAAGAAUUCUACGGAGUCACGCUUAGUGAAAAGGAGCCUUUAGCCCAAUUCGAAAUGGAGGAGCCACACACAACCGCCGAAGAUCAAAAAUUGGUUAUUAAGCAGAUCUGCCUGGGUGCUGAAGCUAAAGAAGGGGAAUUCAAUGUAGUACAGGUUGUAACCAGAAUAAACCAAAAAGAAACUCUGAAAAUCCCUAUUGCCGUUCUUAAAGCUGGAGAAACUCGUGCCUUACGUCCCAAUGUUGAAUUCCUUAACACUUCAGUUACAUUCAAAUUAAUCCAAGGCACAGGUCCUGUUCAUAUGUACGGACAAAAUUUGUACGGUCAAAUUUCAGGGGAAGAAGGCGGCGAACCAGCUUGGUACGAAAAUGAAGAAAUGGAUGAGGAUGAUGUCGAUGACGAUGAAUAUGAUGACGAAGCGUCGCCACCACCACAAACAAAUGGCAAAAAUAGCAAUAAAAGAAAAUAAGCAUAUUUGAGCAUCAAAAGUUUAAUAGUUUCCAAAAAAAAAGAAAUUAAUCAUUUAUUACAAAAAUUCAACUAUGUAAUAAUAACAAAACAUACUUAUUUUUGUACACUUUAGAUAAGAAUAAUGACCAUAGUAGGUACUUUAUAAAAUAAAUAAUUUCAAACAUUCACAA